Messenger RNA from Pocillopora meandrina, 2026 nucleotides. Lineage: Eukaryota; Metazoa; Cnidaria; Anthozoa; Scleractinia; Pocilloporidae. The record is from the annotation of a GenBank genome assembly.
AUGAUUCUGCCGCCGGUAGGCGCCAGCAGAAAGUCUUGGUCGGACUCAAGAAUUAAAACUCCUCGUUUGGGACACAGACUUGGAGACGUCACGCGUUACCGACGACCGCGCAUAAGUUCUGUCGCGAUCCCAGGAAAGUGCGUCGAAAGAAUCAAGAUAAACGUGAGUGGAAAGAAGUAUGAAUUGACUUACAGUCGGUUGUUUAGGUUCCCUAAGAGUCUGCUCGCCCGCUCUGCCCGAAGAGAAGAAUUUUACGACGCCGAAAGGGACGAGUAUUUCUUCGAUAGGAAUCGAAUGGCGUUUGAAAGCGUCUAUCAUUUUUACCAAACUGCUGGAGAGUUUUUCCGUCCUGAACAUAUUCCGGACGACCUACUUAUGAAGGAAUUGCAGUUUUUUGGUCUAUUACAAUAUCUUUCGCUGCCGGGAAAUGUUUCACUGUCUGUAGGCCCCUCUAAGGUAAUUCUUCCAGCCAACAAGUAUCAAAGAAUGAUGUGGGAAUUCUUUGAAAAUCCAAGCUCUAGCAUUACUGCCCGACUUAUCAACGUGUUUAUGCUUCUGGUGAUUAUUUUGUCUAUCAUCAUGUUGUGCAUUGAAACUCUCCCUGACUUUGAUGAAGCAAAUGGCGGUGUUUCAGCACACAUUCGGAAACAAACAAAUGGAAAAAAACCGACCAAUAUUACAGGAGACAUUCCCACGGUGAUACAUGAAAGUCAAAGUUUAUCUAAUAAACUUCGGACUUUGUUUGUCAUCGAGACAUUUUGCGUUGCCUGUUUUUCACUAGAGCUGAUAAUCCGCUUUCUAGCCUCCGCUGAAAAACGGCGUUUCUUCUGGAAUCUUCUCAACCUUUUCGACCUCCUCUCAGUUUUACCUUUCUACCUCUCUCUCGUUAUGUCUUGGCAUUCUGUUAGCGCAACACAAUCCGCGUAUACUCUGAGGGUUUUGCGUCUCGUGCGUCUCUUGAGACUCGCGAAAAUAUAUCGCUACAGUUCCUCCGUGCAGAUCUUUGUUAAAACAAUUCGAGAAUGCGUCAAGGAUUUCCUGUUGCUCUACUUUCUUAUUCUGAUGACUACGAUUGUGUUUGCAAGCACCUGUUACUAUUUCGAGCAGGAACAUGAAGGGACUGAUUUUGUGAGCAUUCCCGCGGCGUUUUGGUGGGCCAUAAUAACACUGACCAGUGUGGGAUAUGGAGAUAUGGUUCCUGUAACUCUUGGUAGGUUUAAAUAAGUUAAGUAGCUAGGUACGUCUUUGCUACGUUGUACAAAUUUGAGGUUUAUGGUACUCUAGCUUGUAUCUCUCUCUAUUAAUACAGGGAUGCUACUUAUGCAUGUACUCUAUCUGUCUCCUUUAUCUUCACCAGCGACGAGCCCCUGAUACAAAAUAGAUAACAGCAGGAGAACAUCGCUAACAGCCAUAACGCUUUAACCACUAAGAAUGACUAGUAUCGAAUUUCUCCUCACAAUAUCACCCCUGAAUCACACAUUAAGGUCAUGAGAAUAAAGAAAAUGGUCCGGCACCAGCUCAGAAAAACUCUUGAUUAUUAAACAAAUUCUCCUUGUCAGCACCUUGUCUAUUACUCAAAGGGUGAUAAUCUCUAUCGAUCUAAAAUAGAAUUAAAAUUAUCAUCUUCAUUUUCUUUCAUUCCUCUGCUUCAGACAGACGAAUUUCUAACCAAAUUUACCCUGAAUUAUUUUUUGAAACUUUUAUUUCAGCUGGCAAAAUAAAUAGUGCCUUGUGUGUGGUAUUUGGAGUGAUCAUCAUCACCCCUCUGUUGCCAAUCAUAGGCUCCAAGUUCAACAGCGUCCAAGAAAAAGUCAAAAUCGAGAAACUUUUGACCUCAGAAAAGCUUCAGAUCUCAGAUGAUGAUUCUUCCGACUCUUUCGAAGACUGGAGAAGGACCGUGACAUUUGCUGAGGAAGACUUUUCGUUUGAGAUUCCACCUACCACAAAGAACUCAUCAUUUGAAAGUCAGAUAGAGUUCAGUGUGCGACCGAGGAGUGUACAACCGAGGAGUGUCACUGUAAUUUAA